CCAAUCGCACCCAUCACAUUCGUGACGUAUACCACACCAUUUGAACCAUCACUCACGCAUUUCAUUUUAUCACCACCCGCGGAUAUCCCAGACUUGAUUCCGCACUCGACGUCACCAAGACGCUGCCGCUAUGGCCCCCAAGAAGAACAAGCAGCGCGAGAAGCAGGAGCAAAGCCGCGCGUCUUCGAGUGCACGUGCGCACCAGUCGCUACUGUCCAGUGCGGGCUCCAACGCCGCGCCUCCCGCCUUCAUCGGCUUCGCGAGCUUCGCGCAACCAGCGCCAAAUGCCGUGCAGGCUACACCUAAGGCUGGUGCAUUUUACGCUAAGCCUGUUGUGCAGAGCAUCUACGACGGAUCGGACCACGAGAUCGCGCUGGCACUUAAGAUGCUGGCCAAGAAGGGUGCUGUGACCAAGAUUAAGGCACUACAGACCUUCCUUACAGAUGUGCUGCCUCCACGCCAGCCCGCUGAGAUCCGUCCCAUGCUCGGCCACUUCACGCAGCUCUACACGUUUGAAAUGCGCGACCAGAAUGACCGCAAAGUUCGCCAGAUGCUCAACGAGGUGCUGGCUGCACUGGCCGACAAGAUGCGGCCUCGUGCCUUUGUCCCGCACCUGCAGCGACUGUUGCCCUACUGGUACUUGGCCAUGCACGACGUCAAUGCGGAUGUGGCUACAGUGGCCAAUAAGGCGUUCAACGCGCUGUUCCCAGAGCCAGAGAUGCACAAAACUGUGCUGGAGGAACAUCUAUCAGCGAUUAUGGAGGAGUUCCAGAGCUUCUUCUCCAAAAGCCCAGAUACAUUCGAGGGCAUCCCAUUGCAACCUGACGAGAAAGAAGAAAGAUACGAGAGAUGCGUCUCCGCUGCGGUGCUCAGUAUUGAUGCGGUGGUCAAGUUCUUUAACAACCAAGAGAUGACAGACAAACUAAACGACCAAGAUGCCAGCCUCUCGGUUGCCACAGUGUUGUCUUCCGAUAAGUUCACGCGUCUAGCAACUGCGUCGUCCAAACACCCGAAUUUCUCCCGUGAUAUCGUGAGGAGAGCAGUGUAUGUGCUGCUUGUGACGCUUUGUACUAACGCCAAGUCGAUUAUUGCUGCCCGUGAAGAAUCCUUUGGCAAGGUGGUUCUUGGAAUUCUCGGCGAUAAAAGCCCUGCCAAUCACGAAGCCAUGUGGAAUGCCGUACUCACGUUCCUACACACGUUUCCCGACGUGUGGCAUUCAAGCGUCAGCUUCCCUAAAUUCGUGACGAGUGCUGUGUACCCGCGUGUGUUUGCCCAGAUCAGACACGGAUUCUACGGCUCUGGUCGAUCUUCAUUCCCCUCGCUGCUGCCGUUUUUGUCGUUGGUUCCCCUGAGUGUCGCUGUUGAUCCAGCCAAGGGCCAGUCAGCACUGUAUACAGGAGUGCUGGAGCAGUGCUGGAAGUUUAUUGAGUCGAAAGAUGCGCGAUUCAGUGAACCUCCAGCGAUUACAGCGUUUUUCGAGUGUAUUACAGGUAUGUUUACUAUCUUCUUGAAGAAGAAAGCGAAUGCGACAUGGUUGAGUGAACAGAAUGCUGGGCCUUUUAAGACCAACUAUGUGAACCAGUUCGAGAAGGUCUUCGUGUCGUCGCUCACGACGACGCUUAGUUCUCCGGAGUUUCCAGACGGUGAAGUCGGUCUCUUUGCUAGCAGCAUGCUGAAGUUGAACAGCCGGUUAAGCAGUUUUUCAAGUGAUUCCGAUGUGAUUAACAGUCUGAAGGAUGAUUUUAUGGAGAAGCUUCAUUCAUGGACAAGACAAGCUAUCAGCUCGAUGGUGGCCAAGAUAUCGUUCGUGCCUUCGAGAGUGAACACAUUGAUUAGUGCAGGCGUUGCUGAUGCUAGGGGCAGGAAUGAAGACCAUGAGGCUGCGCAGUGGUUAUUGACGAGCAAGGAACUCUACGGACAGUGUCUGGACCAAGUGGACAAUCAAGUGAUCGAACCGACCUUCUCCUCAGCCAAGAACACGUCGAUUAUGCAAUUAUUGGAGGCGAUUCAUGGCGUUUGCGAAGGUCAUCCGUUGGAUCUGUUGGUUUUGAAUGGCACUGAUACGCCAGUUGAGACGCAUUUCGAUGACCACUACCGCCCCGUGCUACGUGUACUGUCGGAGUGGAAAAGAUCAGGUGGUAAUAAGAGCGUGGAUAAGACAAUGUGUGUUGCUCUGCAGCUCACGCGGCCAUUUUUCCUCGCUGCAAAAGAGAAGAAACAGUUUUUGCUGCAACUUUUCCGGGAUUGCGACGUUCAGUUCGGUGAUAUGGCGGAGGCGAGCGAUAUCAUUCAGUACGGACUGCAGUUCCCGAUUACAGAGCAGAGUAACAAGUUGUGGCUGUCCUGCGGAAGCUGGCAAAGUCGCUAUGAUAGUGGAGUAUCAUCAGUCAACGAUGAAUCCGGUCCGGUUUUACAGGGACUCCAAGCGAUUUGGCAAGGCAAGCUGCUAGACGAGUUUUUGAUGAUUAGUUUGAAGGGGAGACUCGACGACUUGGAUGCUAGUGCGUUCGCCACUCUUCUGAAAGCAUGUCUUGGUGGUCUGAAUAGCGCUCCUGUCGUAAGCUCUGAUGCAGUGGUGAUCUUGUGUCACUUUGUGAUUCAAAACGGUGCAGACAGCAGCGACGCAGUUGUGGUGCAGAUUCUAACUCAGCUUUGCGAGCUGUUUUUCAAGCUUAACGGGGAACUUCCCGCUGAACUUGAAGCAGUGGAAGGCCAACUUUACAAGCAGCUCUUCCACUUGUCGGCGCGAGGCAACUACCGAACUGAAGCUAGUGCUCUGUGGGCUCGAACUGUGCGUCACUCACUCAAGAAAUGGUCGUCAACGCGAACAGAGGCGUUUGUGAACGAGUUGGCUGGACAUAUCAAUGGUUUCCUCGUUGCAGAAUUGCCGGCAGGGGCUGUGUCAUUCAACACCAAGCUGUUUGCAGCGUACGUCAAGAGCUACGUACAGCUCGGUGCUGAUCAGGCAUUCUACUCUGUUUCACAGCUUGUGGAGAAACUAGAUGCGAUCAACUUGCAAUGUAGCGAGGAUUCACAGAAGAAGGUGUUUUACAGCCGCGUGCUGUCAGGUUUGGGAGAGGUAUGUGAGGAUGAGCACGUCGUUGCCGUCUUGCAGACAUACUGCACCUCAUUGGCGUUAGAAAAUGAAGAGAAGGCAGUGGAUCUUGUUGCGAAGCUGGUGGACCUGGAUGUUACUCACGCGUUGACCUGGGUAGUGUUCCAUUCCGACGACCAUAUUCAGCGUGGCGUUGAUCUGGUGGAGAUUAUGGAGAGCUAUUUGACCCUGGAGCAUUUGUAUGAAGCGCUGAAGCAGUCUUCGAGUCUUCUGGAUAAGGUUGUUGCAGCUGCUCUUGCUACGUGCCAGGGUAAGCACAAGCGUGAAAGUGAACACCGCGACUUGGUAUUUUUGACCAAGAAUCAAAGUGCUGUUACAAGUCAAAACGUGAGUUUGCUUACGCAAGAGCAGCACAGGAAGCUGGAUGAACUCUCUGUGUCAGUGUUAACUUCUUUCAGCACCGUUGCGAAGCGGGUACAGUUCGUCCAGGAGCUGAUAGACGAGAAUGGCGACUGGAAGACCGAAGCUACCCAAACUAUUGCUAUCUCGCUGUUUAGUGCGAUGUACUCGGAAGUCAAUGACGAAGUCGUAGCAGUGCUUAAGGGCUUCUUUGCUCUAUGCGAUCGUGAUGUUGUCUCCAAGUCUACGAGUGGAUUGUUCGAGUACUUACAAUUGGUGACGCGAGCAGUAAAAGAAGAGGGCAAACUACCCAGCGUUUCCAAUCAAGAAAUCAUCAAUCGCUCGACUCAGGAAUGCAUUAUUGCCCAACUAUUGGAGAUGCUCGCGCCGAGCUCGUCAACUGUUGUGGAAGUUGAGCAAUGGAUUGCUAUCACUGAAUACGCGGGAGCUCUCGCUGAGUACUUACAGGAUGUGCCAUCAGAAUUUCGCGACAAGUGGGAAAAACUCGCACGUUUGGUGAUCACACAUGCGAUCGCAGGCAAGUCAGAGAGUGCCCAGACUGCUGCACUAAAGAUACACAAGCGCAGUUCAAGUCUUGGUGAUCGUAGGAUUAUCAAGGGCGACGAGGAGCAGAUUGUGCUGGGGUACUCUAACGAGGUAGUCACUGCGCGUUUGGCGUUGAUGGAGUUAGUGCGUGCGAUGUAUGACUUUAACCCUGACGCGCUACAUGAGCUUGCUGCCCACUACCGCGAAGCUCUUCUCUCCACAGUGUUGUGUGCACUUUCAGAGAGUGCCGAGAUGAAGGCAAGUAUCGUAACCACGUACGUGGCGUUAGCGUCUCCAUCGCAGUGUUUCCGGCUUGUGAAUCUCUGGUUCAGCAUCGAAAAGGUACUUGCGAGUGCGCUGCCGGCGUUGCGCUCGACUCUGACGAGUAUCCACGAUGUUGAUCACGUGAACCGGCUUGUACUGGAGUCUUUCGGUGGCAUUGAGACUCUCGCGUCACUGUUUAACGGCAAGCGCUACCCUCUGCAGCCAGUGCUGCGUGUGUUGCUGUACAUCCUGGCUUCGUACAGCGGAGCUCUCCGUUUGCGCAAUUACGACGCGAAUGCUAUCGAUGUGAACGCUGAGGACGAGGCAGCGACUGAAUCUGCACUUGCCAAGGUGCUGAUUCCGAAGGCCUUGCGCUCGGCGUUGCGUGCUGUGUUCACUGACAAGAACGGCGAGAACAGCGCUGCCAACAUCCGCAUGCGUAGUCGUAAACAAAAGCUGCAGGAACGAGAGGAUAUCACAGGCAAGUUGCUUCUCUGGGAUCUGUUUCUUCAGCUAUUCCCUUCGAGUGGAAGCGAGAGCAGUAGUGAAGGUGAAGGUCCUUCGUCCACGCUGAUCGCGUCGUCGCUGAGCUCAUACGUCGCGCGUCAUGGAAUGCUCACGAGCUUCCUGAACUUCAGCUCCGCGUUGCUAUCGCAAGAACCUCAGUCUUCAUCGAAGGUCUCGGCCUCGGAACUACAAGACACUGCGCUCUUUGAUGUGACAGACUUGGACAAGAGGGAGGACGACGAGACGUGGAGUCUCCACAAGACUCGCGUGUUCCAGCUCGGCACUCGUGUCUUCUUCCGUACUGUGGUUCGUCUUCCAGCUAUGGUCCGCUCUUGGUGGAACGAUGAUUGCUCGCGAGCCACGAGAAGCUGGGCUGCCAAGUACUUCGAGGACCACAUCACACCGUCAGUGCUUGCAGCCGAGCUGGAACUCAUUCAAAAGGCGAGUGAGAGUGCGUCGAUUGAGUCCUGGGACGAUGAAGAGAUGACUGUGAAGGGCAGUCGUGUGUCUCGUGAGAUCACCACGACGUACAUGAAAGACGAGUGUGCUCUGGAAAUGGUGGUGCGCGUACCGUCUUCCUACCCGCUGCGUUGUGUGGAGGUCGAGUGCACGAAGCGUAUCGGUAUCUCGGAGGAUCGUUGGCGACGCUGGGUGCUGCAGAUUAUUCGCGUGACGUCGUCUCGUGAUGGUUCGUUGCUGGAUGCUGUGUUGCUGUGGAAACAUAACGUGGACAAGGAGUUCGAAGGCGUGGAGCCGUGUCCGAUCUGCUACUCCAUCCUGAAUCCGAAGAACAUGGGACUGCCGUCACUGCCCUGCAAGACAUGCAACAACAAGUACCACAACUCGUGUCUGUACAAGUGGUUUAACCAGUCUGGCAAGAACAAGUGUCCGAUCUGCCAACAACCCUUUUGCUAAGCAAAAAAAAAAGAGAACGAGAAAGAGGGAAAAAAAGAUCUUCGGGUUAGUUAUUUCAAAUAACUUAGAGUGCAACAGGAGUCAGGAUAGAGCGAUAUCUGUUCGUAUAGUUGUGUACAUUGGUAUCUAGCAGAUGACGCAGCCGCAGCCCGCUGACUCCACCGUCUUGGCAGUGGCGUGGCCACGUGUGGGCUCUACAGAGCAACAGAGUAUCAACAUCCUUAUCCAGCGUUGAAGUUUCCGCACAAUUGCGUACCUCGCACUGCCUGCUGUGACUUGUGGAAGACUGAGACGUUCACAGGCGUCGGAUGUGUGUCGAAGGCUGGCACUGCGGACCCCAGAGUGUGUGUGUCCUGCAAAAUGCCGCGCCCCAUGCAGAUUAGACGGACAGAUUUCGCGUCCUCAGCGACAGGCACAUCUGCAAAUGAUCGUGUGAAGAUAAUGGAGACUUUCGAGGUUUUGCGGGUGUGACGACGUACUUUGUGGCCAGCUACGCAUGAGCUGCGACUUGGCCUCGGCCACUGUCGCUUCCUUUGGGAAGCUCAGCUCUACGCGCACACCAUCCUGAUUGGCGAACAGGAACUUGAGCCGCAGCUCAUGCUCCGUGCUGCCCAUGCUGCUACGUGAGCUCUUCGUCCACAGCAAAAAUGAUAAUGCUUCGAUUUAAAGCAAAAAAUCUCAGUUGGAAAUGCAGUGAUUGGAUGAAAUGGUGGGAAGGAGACAUAUGAUUGGAUAGUUGGGUUGAACUGAAGGAUUGCAAUUCUGUGGCAUGUAAGCAUUCGUCUGGAGAAGCAUUUUCAUCGGAGUGGCAACGGCAACAGGGUCGUUUACAAGCGUUUCCA
Molecule: messenger RNA, 6528 nt
Organism: Phytophthora nicotianae INRA-310
Lineage: Eukaryota; Oomycota; Peronosporomycetes; Peronosporales; Peronosporaceae
Exons: 1
Coding region: 131-5686 (1851 amino acids)
Biological process (GO): rescue of stalled cytosolic ribosome; ribosome-associated ubiquitin-dependent protein catabolic process
Cellular component (GO): RQC complex; cytosol
Molecular function (GO): ribosomal large subunit binding; ubiquitin protein ligase activity; zinc ion binding
Source: RefSeq, a predicted model, not a curated record